UGAAAUUAACUUGAUUCUAUCCAGCGUGUCUAUCUCUUUAAAUGACAUUCUCACUGUCUUUCUCACUGGACAGCAGAAAGGAACGUUGAGCACCAAUAAAACACUGAGCUGUGCAAAGAGAUCUAGUCCCUCCCCCAUUCAGCCACACAGUCACUAGCUCUCCCCCUGUAAGGAGAUGAAUGAAACGGAGCGAUGCUACUAACAGAGUUAAAUCUAAUAAAAAUAUGCACAUUUUUGUAAGCUUUGACCUUGGAACUUUGUUUUGGAUUUAUUAUUUGCUGCCAUGGAGGAAUAUAUACAAUCUUUUUGAUUACUGAACCGUGUAAUGCUUUUUGAGAAUAAGGGAUGGCAAAGACAAUGGGAUACCGCGACUGGAGAUGGAAAGCGGUUUGGUGGAAUCAAUUAUUUCUCCUGUGGAUUACAGUUGAAGCACAGACUCGUUACAGCAUCCCAGAAGAACUAAGAAGAGGUUCCGUGGUUGGAAAUCUUGCUAAAGAUUUGAGUUUGUCUUUGUCUGACAUUUUGAGCCGUAAACUGCGGGUCGCAUCUGAGGCUGGCGAGCAGUACUUCAGCGUGGAUGCGGGAAAGGGAGAGCUGGUGGUGAAUGACAGAAUAGACAGAGAUGCUAUUUGUGGACAAAGCGCGAGCUGUGUUUUAACUCUUCAAAUUGUGAUUGAUAAUCCUUUACAGCUUUACAGAGUAGAGGUUGAAAUACAAGACGUUAAUGAUAAUUCCCCUAGUUUUCCGUCGACUGAAAAAAUAUUGCAAAUAGCAGAGUCGGCAGCGGCAGGGACACAUUUUCCUCUGGAUGCGGCUCAGGAUCUUGAUGUUGGUGUUAACGCAGUAAGAUCGUAUUCCUUAAGCAAAGAUGAUUUUUUUACUUUGAAAAUCAAAGAUGUGUCUGGCGGAAAGAGAGUUCCUGAGUUAGUUUUAUCUAAAUCCGUUGACAGAGAGAUGAAAUCAAAACAUAAGCUGAUACUAACUGCAAUAGAUGGAGGGAACCCAGCCAGGUCUGGGACCUGCCAAAUAACCAUAAAUAUCCUUGAUAUUAACGACAAUUUCCCAGCUUUUGAGAAGAACAUAUACAAAGUUUCUAUAAACGAAAAUGCAGCAAAUGGGACAUCAGUUCUUACACUGAAAGCUAAAGAUGCAGAUGAAGGUUUAAACGGAGAGAUUGAGUUUUCAUUUGCAGCGCACACGCCAGAAAAUGUCCUGUCUGUGUUUCAUAUAGAUUCACUAACUGGAGAAAUACGUUUGAUUGGGGACUUAGAUUUUGAAACACAUUCUAAUUACGAGAUCUAUGUUACCGCUGCAGACAAAGGAAGCCCAAAAAUGGAGGGGCAUUGUACUGUUCAUAUCGAAGUUUUAGAUGUUAACGAUAAUCCUCCGAAUAUAUUUCUGACUUCUCAGCCAAACUCAGUACCCGAGAAUGCGCCAAGUGGUACUGUAGUGGCUUUAAUUAGCGCAAGAGACGUUGACUCUGGUGAUAACGGUAAAGUUACAUUGCAACUUCCCAAAGAUAUACCUUUUAAACUGAAAUCAUCAUUUUCUGACAAUUACGUUUUGAUUACACACGGUGCUUUAGACAGAGAACAAUUCACUGAGUAUAAUGUUGAGAUAACUGCCACUGAUAAAGGUUCACCGCCAAUGUCGAGUAAAAAGACAGUUAAUGUUAAUAUCACUGAUGUUAAUGACAAUCCACCUGUAUUUACACAAUCCACAUAUGCUGUUUAUUUAAAAGAAAAUAGAUUACCAGGAUCUAUACUUUACUCGUUAUCAGCAUCUGAUUCUGAUUCUGGUGAAAACGCAAAGAUAUCUUACUCAAUACUGGAUUCUAAAGUACAAGACGUUUCUGUCUCAUCUUACGUUUACAUAAACUCGGAUAACGGGAGCAUCUACAGCAUGCAUUCCUUUGAUUAUGAGAAGCUGAAGGUGUUUCAGAUUCAGGUUCAGGCAAAGGACCAUGGUUCCCCU
This is a messenger RNA of Cyprinodon variegatus (sheepshead minnow), 1974 nucleotides long. Its product is annotated as protocadherin gamma-C5-like. Gene Ontology annotation, cellular component: plasma membrane. The transcript has a single exon. Gene Ontology annotation, biological process: homophilic cell-cell adhesion. Lineage: Eukaryota; Metazoa; Chordata; Actinopteri; Cyprinodontiformes; Cyprinodontidae. The annotation marks the transcript as partial. The record is from RefSeq and is a predicted model, not a curated record. Gene Ontology annotation, molecular function: calcium ion binding.